AUGUUAACAAGCCUCAAAUAUUCGUGCCAGAAUCAAUUAAAAAUCCUGCCUUCAAUCUCGAGCAGGUUUUUCACCAAUCGAGCGCGACAUCAAAAAGAGAACGCAAGAACCAACAAUGACAUUCUUCUGAACACAACAGCCUUACUGAAGUCGCAAAAGUCGAAUCACAGAGAUGAUAAAUUUUCGAGACAGGUAAUUCCCAAGAAAAGAGCCAAACCGAUUGGACUGUCUUCACAUCGUAAGCGACUGGCUCUAAGAUGGAGCGGUGGUAAUGAGAGGGCUCAGCAGGCGGCAAAUUGGAUAAUUGAAAGGUCUAUUAAGAUCAAUAGUCGUGGAAUUGUCAAAAUGGUCAAUACGGAGAGCAACAAGUUAGAAGAGGUACAAAUUCAAACUCUUCCAGAGAAAAUAGAUUUAUCCAGUCAAGGUCUUAUACUAGUUGACGUUGAAGAGCAGCAUGGAAGCAAAAUACCCCUUAUUAAGAUAGUUGAAGCCAAGACCGCUCUGAAGCGAUAUUCAGAUGCGAUUGCUAGCCGAAAAGAGAAAGAGCUGUCAAGAUUAGGAAUUUCAGCGAGAACCGGUAAGAAACCCGAAAAGGACAAAGAUAGUUGCAUCAAACAAAUAAAGGUUUCCUGGCAGAUAUCAGAUUCUGAUCUGGUGAAUCAGAAGGCUAACGAAAUCGAAAGUCAGCUGCAGAAAGGGCUCAAAGUUCAUCUUUAUGUCGAUUCUAAAGACGCACUAAGCAAGGCAAAUUGGACAAAUGAUUUUAAUUCAACGAACAGCUCAGCCCCAAUCCAGAACAACAUUUCAAAGAAAGAACUAAAAAGGAGAGAAUUCAUCGUUGAAGCUCUUCAAAAAAUUGCUGAGAAUUCUAAUGCAUCUUACACUCUCGAAGGUUCAUCAGAAACUCGUCUAAUAAUGAAACUUGCAUCAAAGAGUUCAGGGAACUCCGAUGAGAAGAAGACAAUUAAAGAGCAUAAUCGGAGGGAAAAGCAGGCUAAGAUCGAGAAGAGGGUCGAAAAGAAGAGGUUAAGAGAGGCCCAGAAGAGAACAAACGCCAAUCUUAUCCAGUCAUGCUAA
This is a messenger RNA of Lachancea mirantina, 1077 nucleotides long. The record is from the annotation of a GenBank genome assembly. Lineage: Eukaryota; Fungi; Ascomycota; Saccharomycetes; Saccharomycetales; Saccharomycetaceae.